Messenger RNA from Trichoplusia ni (cabbage looper), 3070 nucleotides. RefSeq names its product thioredoxin domain-containing protein 11. The record is from RefSeq and is a predicted model, not a curated record. NCBI's taxonomy places the organism in Eukaryota, Metazoa, Arthropoda, Insecta, Lepidoptera, Noctuidae. Bases 244 to 2958 code for a protein of 904 amino acids. The transcript is spliced from 12 exons.
GCUUGAACUUUUGACAGUUCGCGUCAGCUGACAUGACAAGCUCUUCAAGUGUAAAAUAAAUUAUUUGUUAUGAACUAUAAGAAACCUUCAAUGAACUUGAUUUAAGUGAAGGUUUAUUAUGAAUUUUCCGCUUAUCCCACUCAACAUCGUUAGUGCCAAAACGUUUAGUUGUACCACAUUCCUUUUGCAAUGCUAUGUUAUCGACGGUCGAAUUUCAGCAUUAUUGUUUUUGAAUGACGUGUAAUGUUUCCAACGGCGGACGCUGAAGAUAUUUCACAGGUCACGUCAUUAACAACGAAGUCAAGUGCUGCUAGCGAUGCUCAAAACUCGGCUGAAAAUACUCAAGUCGCAACACAACCGAGCAACAGGGAGUUAACCCUCAAUAUGUUGAUCAAAGAGAUGGUCUUUUGUAUAGCCCUGGCCCUUACUACGUAUGGAGCCCUCCACAACACCCCCACAAAGAUAUCUAAACACCCUCAAGCUACAAGGUUCUUCAGAUCAGAUUCGGUUGUGCAAGAUUGGUACCGAGGUCAGCUGAGCAGUGCACUUGCUAGCAUCAACCGGGCUGAUGUCUCCUUUGUUAUGUAUUAUGCUCCGUGGGAUGCUGAAUCUCAGUAUGUCAGAGGAGAAUUUGAAAAAGCUGCAAAUAUACUCAAAGAUCGAAUCAAAUUUUCUGCAAUAAACUGUUGGAACCCAGGCAGUGAAUGCAGGUUACAGAACAAUAAGAUACCCUCUUGGCCUAUUUUGAUGGUGUACACAACUAUUUCAAGAGGUGUACUUUAUAAUGGUCAAAGAGAUGCACAUAGCAUGGUUAACUUCCUAGAAAUCAUGAUGAGACCUUUAAGAAGAGUUUCAUCCUCCGAAGAUCUUGUGAAUCUGUUGUCUCGUUGUGAUGCUGUAGCUGUUGGAUACACACCGUUAACGGAUACGUCGAAGUAUUACAAUGUGUGGUAUACAGUCGCAUUGAAGGCUAGAGAAGCGGACACAGUCGGUGAGAUAUGUUUCGCGGCGGUAACAUCAGAGGAAUUAGCGGCAGAACUAGGCGUGGAGAGCGUUCCUAACGCUCGUCUUAUGCUUUGGAAUGAUACUAAGGAAUACAUAUCGCGGGAUGGCGAUAUUCAAGCAUGGAAUGAUUCUUCCCUUAUACAAUGGGUGUUGGAGAAUUUCUCGCAGCCGGUGGCGAGAAUAAUGCCGAUGUGGAGAAAAGCAUUUAAUUUUGAGAGAUAUGUCGAUGGCAAUCCCAUAUUAAUACUUUUCACACCACUCAAUCCACUGUACGAGCAGUUGCCGGCGUAUGCUUUGCUGCGAGAAGUAGCAAUGGAGUAUUAUAAUUGCAAAAAUAACGAAAGCAGUCAAUGGACUUCGGAACUAGUCAAAUUACAACAGGUCCAGCGAUUGCUGUAUCAACAAAAGAACUUUACAAAGUUCUGUCAGGAAUACAAAUUUAAGAAGCCAAUUAGAAAAUACAAUCGCUUUUACAAGAAGGAGGUAGAGUCACAGAACAAUAAAUACCCAUGGUACAAUACUACACAGAAGAAUCCAAAGAAUGGAGUUUUCAAUUUUCUCUUAAAAAGAGGUUUUGCUAUGGCUAAAGUACUGGAGAAUGCGGAAGAUAAUUCACAACUGCUCUCCGCAUUGGAUUGGCUGCAGGAGUGUAGUAUGAAGGCCCUGCCCGCUGAAAGGAGUUUCUAUGAGCGUUAUGAACAGUGUCUUACUAUAGAGGAGAACUUAAGUAAUGAACAGGAAACAAGUUAUGAGAGGGAUGAAAUAGAAACUACGAUGUUACCUUACGAAGACGAUCCACUAUCACCUGAAAACUUACUUCAAGACAGUGUGAAGCAUUUCUGUAAGGUGACCCGAUUUGCCCAGGAGUGGGGCAGCCCAGUAUACCCCAGAGGGCCUCCUGACGUCAACGAGCGUCGCAUCAACAUGACGAAUAUAGAAGGAAUGUCUUGUACCGGGAACUUCAGCUUACAUAUUUUAGCUGUUGACAGCGUACGAAACCAUCACUUUCCCGAAUCUCUUGGUAUAGAUAUUACUAAUAAGAAGGAUAUGACAGCUGCUGUUAUUUUGGAUAGCAAGCAUGAAAGUCAAUACGUAUUAUCUGGAGACUACAACGCUAAGUCAAUAAGAGAGUUUAUAUAUAACUUCACAAAUAAAAAUUUAAAGCGAUCUCUAAGGUCGCACGUUCACGAAGUACCGCACACACAUUACUUCGGAUCGGAUGGCGAGUCCGAUCAAAUGGGUAUUAAUGAGAAUUCUGUACAUAUCAUUGAUCUUACCACAAGGAGUUUCAGACGAAUGGUGAAAACGCCAGGCACGAUGACGCUAGUGGCGGUUUGUGGCGGGUCCUGUAGCGCGCUCACGGUGCGUGCGCUGUGCGGGGCGCGGCGGCUGCUGGCGGCCUGCGGGCUGCGCGUGCGGGUGGCUCGUCUGGACGCGCUGCGGCACGACCUGCCCUGGCACUACACCGUGCACCACUACCCCACGCUGCUCGUGUUCCCCGCGCACAGACGCGGCGAGGCGGACAGCCAGUCGUACCCGGGCGAGGCGCGCGUGACGUCAGCGGGUAUGGUUGCGUUAGCGCUGCGCUCGCUCGCCGCGCCCGAACAUUUGCGGGUGCGCAUCGCGCUCUGUGCAGCCGUUAAGGGCAUAACAGAACGAAGAGUAUGUCUGAAUGACAUCAAAGAGCAUGUGAUAACAGUCAUCGGCAAGAACCUCAAGUACUGGCGACAGACCGAGGACCCAGAGCUUCGAGAAGCCUUAUUCAAAAGACUGCAACACUUGCACACAGUCGCCUUGGACUUAAGUCUAUUCUACAUAACAGAUCUCUUUGCACAAAGUGUCAAACACACAUCGCUUAUGAACGCGCUCGGUGUUCUGUCAAAGCACUGGGACAUUGACGUAACGGUGUUAAGAAAAAAUGCCACAGUCGCUUCACUACGUAAAAGAAGUUGAUAUUAGUUAUAACUAUGUAAAUAUUGUACAUUGCUCAUAUAGAAAUAUGUAACUAUGUUAUUUAUUUUUGAAGACCGAAGUACUAUUAAAUGUUGAAAACAAACGUGGGUGA